Messenger RNA from Drosophila arizonae, 3011 nucleotides. It is a transcript of the gene pigeon, whose product is annotated as gamma-secretase activating protein pigeon. Lineage: Eukaryota; Metazoa; Arthropoda; Insecta; Diptera; Drosophilidae. Gene Ontology annotation, biological process: positive regulation of amyloid-beta formation. Gene Ontology annotation, cellular component: trans-Golgi network. The record is from RefSeq and is a predicted model, not a curated record.
UGAAAAUGCUGUAAAGGCGACAAUAUUUUCAAAAUAAAUAAAUUAAAAUUACCAUGCUGCGGCAAGAGAACUUGGCUGCCAACUUCUGUGGCCUUUUGGCCGCUCAGGGUUACAAAGAAAAGGCGAACGAGUGGCGCAUUUUGGGCCAGGAGCAGGACGGGUCGCUGCUAACCUCAUGGAUAUUCGAAUAUUUGGACGAGCCGACUAAGCGCGAAACCUGCAUUGGCCACUUCCAUGCCACCAAGAAGCAGGUACGCGUGCUCUGGACCCUGCCCGGCUGCGUGGAGAUCAUCCAGGCGAGCAUCAAUAGCAGCAUUACCUUGUUGUCCUAUGUGGUAAAAGCGUCGCAGCGCUAUCAGGCCUUUAUUGUGGAAGUGCGCAGCAGCGAGGACGGUACGCCCACAUGCCUCACGGCCGAGCCGUCGACCCGGCAGAUCAUGACGCAGUUCCUUUGGCGAGUGGAGAGCGCCACGCGGACCUGCUGGCAGGACAAGCUGUUGGUGCUCACACACGAGGACUCUAUCAAGCAGUACAGCUGCACGGUCAAGCAAAGCUCGACAGCCUCACAAACCGGCUGUGUGGAGGGCAGCGCCUGGCGCCUGGACGUCAGCAUAUUAACCCACGAGACGCUGGCCAAGAACUUCAGCUGGGCGCAGUGGGACGCAGAGUGCCAGGCACUCUACUACAUACACCUCAAGCCGAAGGCCGUGAGCCUCAGCUUGCUGGACGAGCGGGAGCAAACAGGCGAACAGGCGGUGCCGGUGCUCAGUCCCACUCUGUCAGCAUUUCAGUUCAACGAGAAGCAGCCCACGGAAACAGUUCUCAACAUUCCGCUCAAUUUGCCGAAACUUCCCGCGAAUGCCGCAGAGGAGCCGCCGAGCUACGAUGACGACGCUGUGCCGCUGCGCGUGCACGACAGCUCACUGAAUCUGAUCAUCCUGGCCGAUAGCUCGGGCAUGUUCUUCGUGUGCCACUAUUAUCUGUACCAGCCCAUGCAGCCGCAGCACGCGCAGGAAAGCAAGGCAACUAAGCAGCAGCAGCAGCAGCAGCAGGAUGUGCACUUCGCCUACUCCGUGUCGCUGUUGCAUCACGGAUGUGUGGUGCACUGCGUCAUGCCGGGCGUGCCCUGGCACAAGGCGCGGCUGCUGCGUCCCACCUUUGCGCUGCAGGGCUCGCAUCAUCUGUUGGUCUCAUCAGCAAUCUUUGUGCAUCUGCUGGACGUGGGCCUGCAGCACGAGCCCACGUGCCAUAUUGUGUGCCCGGCCGUAGUCAAUCGAGGUCCCGAUGUCAUUCACCUGGUGCCGCUGCGCAAGUGGGGCGCACUAGCCUUCGAUGCUGCCACCUUAGAUCUGGUCUCGCUGAGUGUGCCAAAGGCGCAUCUGAUUGAAACAUUCCGCAAUGACAACUCGCUGGACAACCGCAUCAGCAUCAUCCACUACUUCCUGAUUCAUUCCACUGACAUGGAUGUUCUGGCCGAGCUGCUGAGCAGCAUAUUGGAGCGGCCCCUCUCGCUGGACACCGUGGCGCUGCUGAAGGAGGCGCUCAUUGCCGGCAGCUAUGCGGCAGCAGUGCGCGGACUGCCCGAGGAGGCAAAGCCGCUAAUGCGCCUGCUCCCGCUGACCACGGCGAUUGCCACGCGACCUAUUCAAGCGCGCGUCGCAGACAUCAACGUGGGCAUAUCGCACGAGGCGCUGCAUAAUACGAGCAUGAUGCUAUUGUCGCCGCAGCAGCGUUUGUCUCCUUAUCGCACAGAUAUCUGGACACGGCUGUGGGAACUACUGAAUGAGUCUGCCAAGCAGGAGCAACCGCGCUUCGCAGCCGAGCAGGUGACGGAGAAACUGAUCUUUAGUCUGGCCUGCUACCAGCCGGAGGCGCUUUCCCGCUGCACGACACCCAUGACGCCAGAUGCAGGCAGCGGUGGCUUUGGCGACUACAGCAGCGGCAGCGCCUUUCCCUUCAGCAGCGAAGUGCUGCCGUUCAUUGAGCUCGAGGGCUGCACGGCUAGCAAGCAGGAGCACGUCCUUUCCGUUUAUUUGCGAGAGCUCAGCGUGCAUUUGGUGAAGCAUUCCUCAAAGCCGCAUUCGGGCUUCCGCUGGCUGAAGGAAACCUUUUUCGAGCGCUCGCAGGCUCCAGCCCAUGUUCAUGCAGUUGCCUCGCAAUUCGUUUCCGCUCAGCUGGAGCUGUCCCGUGCGCUGUGUUCGCUGGUUUGCCGGGCGGCCGGCUUGGAUGCGCGCUUGGAGACAUUGCGCGGCUUUCAACUGAUUGACCAGAUGUCCAGCAAUCAGCAGCACUCGCUGUUCCUGAUACUUGAACGUUAUUGUUUGGCCGUGGAGUCGAUUGCCUUCCCGCUGCCUGAAGGCUUCUCCUCGUUCUUCACGUACUUGGGCUACCGCGCCCUGGACUAUGACAUGUUUUUGCAAUACGUGGAGAAUCAUGUGUUUGAGCUGCAAGUAGAUGUCAUGAAGGCAAUUGUAUUCGAUAUCGAGGACACGCCGCAGGGCAUCGAGCGUAAGCUGUCGCUACUCUCGGCUCUGCCUAAGCAGCGGGCUCAGCGUUUGCUAAAAUGUUGGCAGCAUCCAGAGAGUCUUAUGAUAAGGGGGCGAGAGCAUGCGGCCAAUAUCUUAUCGGGUCAGCAUCAGGAGCCGGCACAGCGGCGCGGAUCUGGUGGCGUUUCACAGUCGCGAAUGCAUGCCAGAACUGAUCUCACGGCUGAAACGCUGUCUCCGCUGGACUCCUUCCUGGACCUGCUCACGGCCAAGGCGAGUCUUAACGAGUUGGACUACAAUUUGUUAAUAGAAACGACGCUGAGCUCCAUCGAACAGUUAACAGUCAAAGAAUAGUCACUUCAGAUCAUUAUCCCAUUAUUCAUAUAGGUCAAAUUGGUGUGUCAAAUGUGUAAAAGUAUUUGAGAGUACUUAAAAUGUCUUAAAAUAUUACUGUGUAGUCAGAAUAGAUAUGUAUGUAAGUCCCUACCUAAAGCAGUAUGAGUAUCCAAAGUUACAUUAAUUUAA